AAAAAAAAAAAAAAAAAAAAGAAAGGAGAGCAAGAGAUGCAUCGGGUUUUGCGAAAAAAAAAACGGAAAAAGAAGUGGAAGAGAUUUCUAACAGCACGAUCCGGUGUGAACGGUGAAGAUUGAUUGAUUCCAUCAGAUCCCGAGAGAAGCAUCCGGAGAGGAUCUCAGUUCCUGCAGAAUGACUAGACCAGGGCAGUAGUGAAUGCUGCAAUCCCUAAACCCGCUACCGCCACCAUGAGCAGCAGAUCCAGAAACUUCCGCCGCCGCGCCGACGACGGCGACGAUCAAAACGACGACGCAAAUGACACCACAACCGCAGUUAAAUCCUCAUCAAAACCCUCUUCCGCCUCCUCGUCAAAGCCCAAGAAGCCACAGAACCAAGCCCCGAAGCUUCUCAGCUUCGUUGACGACGAAGAAAACGCAGCCGCCCCGUCCCGCCCCGCCUCUUCUUCCAAACGCGAGAAGCCCUCCUCCCGUCUCGGCAAGCCUUCUUCAGCUCAUAAGUUGACGGCUCUCAAAGACCGUCUCGCUCAUUCGUCUUCCGCGUCCACUUCCGUGCCGUCCAACGUUCAGCCACAAGCAGGUACCUACACGAAAGAAGCGCUCCGUGAGCUGCAGAAGAACACGCGAACCCUAGCCAGCUCCCGACCUUCCUCCGAGCCCACCAUUGUUCUGAAGGGCCUUGUCAAACCCACAGACUCAAUCUCCGAUACGCUGAGAGAAGCCCGGGAGUUGGACUCCGAUUCCGACGAGAAGCAUGAGAAGGAAAGGGGUAGUUUGUUUAAUAGGGAAAAGGACGAUGCGGAGGCCCGAUUGGCCUCGAUGGGAAUUGACAAGGGCAAGAGCUCACCUGGUUUGUUUCCUGAUCAAGCCACCAUAGAUGCAAUUCGGGCAAAGAGGGAACGGCUGAGGAAAUCGAGGGCAGCAGCCCCGGAUUUUAUCUCAUUGGAUUCAGGGAGUAAUCAUGGCGCUGCGGAAGGAUUGAGUGAUGAGGAACCAGAGUUUCGAGGCAGAAUUGCAAUGUUUGGGGAUAAGAUGGACGGUUCUAAAAAGGGGGUCUUUGAGGAUGUUGAUGAUAGGGCAGUGGAUGCUGGAUUGAGGCAGGAAAGUGUCGAAGAUGGUGAUGAAGAGGAUGAGGAAGAGAAGAUUUGGGAAGAAGAGCAGUUUAGGAAAGGGUUGGGAAAGAGGGUGGAUGACGGGGUGGUCAGUACUAGUGCUCCUGCGGUUCCUAGUGUGCCCCAGCCAAAGGCUACCUACUCUGCAGUGACGGGUUAUAGUUUGGCACAGAGUGUGCCUGUUGGGCCAAGUAUAGGAGGGGCAAUUGGAGCAUCACAAGGUUCGAAUGUGAUGUCCAUAAAGGCGCAGGCGGACAUUGCUAGGAAAGCUUUGGAAGAAAAUUUCAUGAAGCUUAAGGCAAGUCAUGGCAGAACCAUGUUGUCACUGACUAAGACUGAUGAAAAUUUGUCUGCCUCGCUGUUGAAUAUUACUGCUCUCGAGAAGUCUCUGUCUGCUGCUGAUGAGAAGUACCAGUUCAUGCAAAAGCUUCGCGAUUUUAUCUCUUCCAUGUGUGACUUUUUGCAGGUUAAAGCUCCCUAUAUAGAAGAGCUUGAAGCAGAAAUGCAGAAAGUUCAUGAACAACGUGCGUCAUCUACUUUGGAGAGGAGAAGUGCUGAUGAUGAUGAAAUGAUGGAAGUAGAAGCAGCUGUAAAAGCAGCAAUGUCUAUCUUCAGUAAAGAAGGUAGCAGUGCUGAAGUAAUUGCAGCUGCUAAAAGUGCAGCACAAGCGGCAUCUGCUGCUUUGAGAGAACAAACAAAUCUACCAGUGAAGUUAGACGAAUUUGGUAGAGAUAUGAACCUUAAGAAACGUAUGGAUAUGAAAGGGAGGUAUGAGGCUCGACAACGCAGGAAAGUACGGUAUGACUCUAAGAGACUGUCAUCCAUGGAUGUGGACAGUUCCCAUCGAACAAUAGAAGGAGAAUCAAGCACUGAUGAGAGUGACAGUGAGAGUCAAGUAUACCAUAAACACCACCAGUUGGUGCUCGACACUGCAGGUAAAGUAUUCGAUGAUGCAGCAGAGGAAUAUUCUCAACUUUCAGUGGUCAAAGAAAGGUUUGAAGACUGGAAGAGAGAGUAUGCAUCAAGCUACCGUGAUGCUUAUAUGUCUUUAAGUGUUCCUACUAUUUUCUCUCCAUAUGUGCGGCUGGAGCUUUUGAAGUGGGACCCCCUCCAUGAUAAAACAGAUUUUCUAAACAUGAACUGGCAUUCAUUGUUAAUGGACUAUGGUUUACUGGAGGAUGGAAAUGAUUUGGCAUCAGAUGAUGCUGAUGCUAACCUUGUCCCUGAUCUGGUGGAAAAGGUUGCUUUACCCAUUUUGCAUCACCAAGUUGUUUACUGUUGGAACAUUCUCAGUAUGCGAGAGACAGAGAAUGUAGUUGCUGCCACAAGUUUGGUAACAGAUUACGUUCCACCUUCUAGUGAGGCUCUUGCAGAUUUAUUAGGUGCUAUUCGCACCCGUCUGGCUGAUGCUGUCACUAAUCUUACGGUCCCGACAUGGAGCCCGCUUGUAUUGACAGCAGUGCCAGAUGCGGCACGGCUGGCAGCAUAUCGAUUCGGUAUGUCUGUUCGUUUGAUGAAAAAUAUCUGCUUGUGGAAGGAAAUCCUUGCUUCUCCCAUUCUAGAGAAGCUUGUCAUUGAGGAGCUGUUGUGUGGUAAAGUUCUACCUCAUGUUCGAAGCAUUGCCGCAAAUGUGCAUGAUGCUGUUACAAGAACUGAAAGGAUUGUUGCUUCUCUAUCUGGGGUGUGGGCAGGUUCAAAUGUCACAGGGGACCGCAGCCGUAAGUUGCAAUCGCUGGUGGAUUAUGUGCUCUCGUUGGGUAGGACUCUGGAGAAGAAGCAUUCGCUUGGUGUGACACAAAGUGAAACUGGUGGACUUGCCCGUAGAUUAAAGAAAAUGCUGGUUGAUCUGAACCAGUAUGACAAGGCUAGGGACAUAGCAAGGACAUUCAAUCUUAAGGAGGCAUUGUGAAUCGUUAGAAGCCUGAAGAUUUUCGAGAGAAGCACAAAAAAAUGUCAAAGGUUGCAGCUACAUUUUCUAGCGACUCACUUUAAACAAACGCAAGGUGCAAAUCUCUGACCCAAAUAUCUCUCUCCCGCUUGCGUUGUCGCUGGACAUGAUAUAUGAAACAAAAGAACGGGUCAUCACAAAGUCUAAGAAGAUAAUUCUGUCUUUGUCCCUUUUGCUUUAGUUUACGCAAUGGGGGAGAUGUGCUUUGUGGCAUGAGCUCUAGGAGUUAGGUUUCUUACGAAAGAAAAGAAGAAAAACACUAGGUUCUCAUUUAUUUUCUUCCUCCAACCUGUGAGAAAUUUGGAUGUGAAUUUUUUCGGAGAAGCGAUAUGUGAUCGUUAUAGGAUAUGUUUUACGUAGUUUUCGAUUCCAAUGCCUGUUGUUCUUAUGUAACUUUUGGGAAUCUUCUGCCUUUACCCUGAUGCAAUAGCAAAAUGCUACCAAAGUUUCAGUCAAA
Pyrus x bretschneideri (Chinese white pear) is the source of this 3520-nucleotide messenger RNA. Its product is annotated as transcriptional repressor ILP1. The coding region runs from base 235 to 3024 and encodes 929 amino acids. The transcript has 6 exons. The record is from RefSeq and is a predicted model, not a curated record. Gene Ontology annotation, cellular component: U2-type post-mRNA release spliceosomal complex; nucleus. NCBI's taxonomy places the organism in Eukaryota, Viridiplantae, Streptophyta, Magnoliopsida, Rosales, Rosaceae. Gene Ontology annotation, molecular function: DNA binding. Gene Ontology annotation, biological process: spliceosomal complex disassembly; mRNA splicing, via spliceosome.